UAUCUCCCUCUGUUUGGCUAAUACUUAACGCCAGCGAGUUCAAAACAAAAGAGUGAAAGACCAAAAGAGAGUAUCCAAAUGGGGGUUUUGGUUCUGAAACUGCUUUUGAUAUACUCGGUACUUAAUCCAGUGUUCAUUUCCAGUUGUAGCUCUAUGCCUUUGAACCAUCUCCUGACCACAGCACUCGGAGGGAAUGAGACGGAUAGGCUUGCAUUGCUAGCCAUCAAAGCUAACAUACAGCACGAUCCCAACCGAGUCACCAGCACAUGGAAUGAGUCCAUUCAUUUCUGCUCAUGGCACGGUGUAACCUGCAGUCGAAGGCAUCAUCAGAGGGUCAUAAUGCUGGACCUCAACUCCCAAGGCUUGGCUGGUUCCAUAUCCCCUCACAUAGGAAAUCUAAGCUUCCUAAGGGAUCUUCGCCUCUACAACAAUAGCUUGCGUGAUGGAAUUCCUCCAGAAAUUGGGCGUUUGCGUCGAUUACAAGUAUUAAAUGUAAGGGGUAACUUACUUACAGGCCAUAUACCUGCCAACAUUUCCAAUUGCUUCCACCUCACCAUUCUCAAUUUUUCUCACAACAAACUAGUGGGUGAAAUUCCUUCUCAACUCGGUUUCUUGUCUAAGCUUCAAAGAAUUUCUUUAAGUUAUAAUAAUUUAACGGGAGAAAUCCCUUCUUCCUUUGGGAACCUUUCCUCUGUUCAGGCACUUCUUGCCGGGGGUAAUAACUUGGUGGGACGCAUAACUAGUUCUCUAGGCCAACUGAAAAACUUGACUUCUUUCUCAUUGGGCGAAAACAUGUUGUCCGGUACCAUCCCUCCCUCCAUUUACAACCUAUCUGCUAUAGUUGAUUUUUAUGUACAACUAAAUCAACUUUAUGGAAGUAUUCCCUCGGACUUGAGUGAUGCAUUUCCCAACCUCCAGCUUUUUAACAUGGACGGUAACCAAUUCACAGGUUCCAUUCCUAUGUCAAUAUCCAAUGCAACAAGUUUAGUGUCAUUUGAUGUUGCCACUAACAAUCUAAGAGGACAAGUGCCCAAUUUGCAGAAGCUGCAUAACCUCGAGGUUUUCUCCAUUGCAGAGAAUCAUCUUGGAAGAGGUACACAUGGUGACUUGAGCUUUGUCUCAGAAUUGAUCAAUGCAACUCGGUUAAGAUGGUUGUUCUUAGGCUAUAACAACUUCGGAGGGACAUUGCCUGCAUCAAUAGCCAAUCUCUCAACCAAUCUUGAAAAGCUUCGGCUUCCAGGAAACCUACUACAGGGAAGCAUCCCAACUCAAUUAGGAAAUCUUGCUAACUUGCAGGCACUGGCUCUGCAGGAAAACUUCUUCACAGGUAGCAUCCCAAUUGACAUUGGAAAGCUUUUGAGGCUUCAGCUAUUGAGUCUUCAAAACAACAAAUUAUCAGGUAGAAUUCCAUCCUCCUUGGGAAAUUUAACAACUUUACUCCGUCUUGAAUUGCAAGGAAAUAAACUUAAUGGCAGCAUCCCUUCAAGCCUUGGAAAAUGUCAGGGGUUGCUGAAAUUGGAUUUUUCUCAAAAUACUCUGGAUGGCACAAUACCCCAACCACUACUUAAUGGCCUUCUCUAUUUAUCAAUUUCUUUGAACUUGUCGAAAAACCAAUUUACUGGUUCCCUUCCCUUGGAAAUUGGAAAAUUGAAGAAUCUAGGAGAGCUAGACGUUUCUGACAACAUGUUAUCAGGACAACUUCCUGGUAGCCUCGGUAGUUGUGAGAGUUUAGAAGUCCUACACAUGGAAGGAAAUUCCUUCGGAGGGCUCAUUCCUUCAUCUAUGAAGGAAUUGAGAGGGAUUCAAGAUUUAGACCUGUCUCGCAACAAUUUUUCAGGUGAAAUUCCGAAGUACUUAGAGGGCUUUGCCAUUUUGAAGAAUCUCAACCUAUCUUUCAAUAAAUUUUCUGGUGCAGUACCAAUGGAAGGUGUUUUUAGCAAUGCAAGUGCAAUUUCAAUUGUUGGCAACACUAAUCUCUGUGGCGGAAUCACUAGUCUCCAGCUACCCAAGUGCAGCUUUGAAGAGUCUAACUCUCGUACCAUAAAAAUUAUAAUCUCCUUAGUUUCAGGGCUUACUCUUCUCGGAAUAUCUCUGGUGCUCUGUUUUUUGUUUUUUCGUUUGUCGAGAAAGAAAAGGAGUCUAAAUGAAUUGAGCAAUUUGGGGAACUCUGUUCCGCGUGUUUCCUACGAAAAUCUCCUAAAAGCUACUGAUGGGUUCUCUUCAGCUAAUUUGAUUGGUGUGGGUGGUUUUGGAUCUGUCUUCAAAGGAGUUCUAGAUGAUGAUAGAGUUGUUGCUGUGAAAGUGUUAAACAUGUCACACUGGGGAGCUUCAAGGAGUUUCAUUGCCGAAUGUGAGGCAUUGAGAAAUAUCAGGCAUCGGAAUCUGGUCAAGAUUGUAACUGCAUGUUCAAGAAAUGAUUUCAAGGCUCUUGUGUAUAACUUCAUGGAAAAUGGGAGCUUAGAAGAUUGGUUGCAUCCAUCCAGUGGAAUUGAAGAGGUAACAGACCCUCCCAAAGUUUUAAGUCUAGUUCAGAGGCUAGACAUUGCCAUUGAUGUUGCUUGUGCAUUGGAUUACCUUCACAAUCAUUGCGAAACACCACUAGUUCAUUGUGAUCUUAAGCCAAGCAAUGUUCUUUUGGACAAUGAUUUAACUGGCCACAUCUCUGACUUUGGACUGUCAAAGUUUCUGUCAAAACUAUCAAAGAAUGUUUCUGGAAAUAAAUCGAGCUCUAUUGGAAUUAGAGGAUCAGUUGGUUAUGCUGCACCAGAGUAUGGUAUGGGAAGUGAGGCGUCAACAUAUGGGGAUGUGUACAGCUUUGGCAUUUUGUUGUUAGAAAUGUUUACAGGAAAGAGACCCACUGAUCACAUGUUUUGUGACGGCUUGAAUCUUCAUAAUUAUGUGAAGACAGCUCUCCCUAAACGUGUUGCAGACAUUGCAGAUUCACUUGUUCUUCAAGGAGGCAAAAUCAAUGUUGAAGAAUCUCACAACCGAUCGAGCCUAAGAGCACAGAAAAUUGAAGGGUGCUUGACCUCAAUAUUUGGAAUUGGCGUCGCCUGUUCGGUUGAAUCCCCAACAACCAGGAAGGAUAUCAAUGAUGUUGCAUCUGAAUUGCACUCAAUUAGGGACAACCUUCUUGACUAGAACCUUCUAAGUUACUACUGAACUGUGAAGGCUUUAUAUGUGCUGUAUGCUUGUUGUAUUUUGAUCCUUUUUGUUUUCAAUCGGUAUAUGCUGUCUUUGAUGUCGCCUUGUUACUACUA
Messenger RNA from Rosa chinensis, 3260 nucleotides. Its product is annotated as putative receptor-like protein kinase At3g47110. Gene Ontology annotation, biological process: protein phosphorylation. Gene Ontology annotation, molecular function: protein kinase activity; protein binding; ATP binding. The transcript has 2 exons. Bases 79 to 3141 code for a protein of 1020 amino acids. The record is from RefSeq and is a predicted model, not a curated record. Lineage: Eukaryota; Viridiplantae; Streptophyta; Magnoliopsida; Rosales; Rosaceae.